Molecule: messenger RNA, 2286 nt
Organism: Linum trigynum
Lineage: Eukaryota; Viridiplantae; Streptophyta; Magnoliopsida; Malpighiales; Linaceae
Source: the annotation of a GenBank genome assembly
GUCCCUCUAGGCAAUUGACUCAAGAGGGCCUUGUUCCUUUAGUCGAGACUCAAGGUCUAGUCAAGGAUUCUCCGCAUUGUGAAUGAAAGUGAAACAGGUUAGAGAUCAUCAAUCGUUAAUCUGGCUAGUGGCUAGGGGGAAUCAUACCUAAGUGAGUUCCCAACCUGUAAUUAGAUUAACUUUAACUGUAGUUUGCUAGAGUAGUUUUAGUUCUUUCAUCUUAAUCUGAUUUGCUAAAUAAUAAACUGAAGCUGAGUAAUAGUAACUCUAGAGACCCGUGGAUUCGAUAUUUAUCACUUGAGCCACUAUACUGCAGUCCCUUUCAUUGGUUACACUUGGCCAUUGUUAGGUGUUGUGUUUUGGCGUGUCAAGUUUUUGGCGCCGUUGCCAGGGACUUUCUAGAGUAUUAGGAAAGGCAGAAGUUUGUUACUUUAGCGUUUUUCGUUUCUUUUCUUUUCCACCCUUGCUUUUCACUUGGGUGUUUUUUUUUGUUGGUGCAGAUCUGAAUCAUGGAUCCUAAUGGCUUCUCCAAUCAUUGGGGGUAUCCACCACCAUCUGGGUGGUAUUACCCCGAGACUCCGUGGAGCAAUCAAGGCGGAGAAGACUAUGGAUUCGGGUUCCAGUACCAACCCCCUUACUACGGAGAACAACCGGACCCCUGGGCAUAUCAAGAACAACCUCAUUAUCAAGAAGAAUUUCUCCCACAACCAGAAGGGCCAUCGGCGCUGGAGUUACUCAUGGAGCAGUUUGCUCGAGACUGUGAGAGAACAUGCUCCAGGAUGGAUCAGUGUGUCCAGGCCUAUCGUGAAAUAGAUGAGAUCCUCCUGAGCCUUAAGAAGAGCGUCGAUGAUCUUGAGCGAUCUUGGGCGCAACCUGCUCCAGAUCACCCUUCUGCUACCAUACAAGAAGAGGAGGAGGAAGAAGAAGGCUACAAGGGCAUUGUGGAACACGCUGAAGUUGUCACAGAGAGCUCCCAUGAUGAUCAUGAUCAGGCGUGUCAUGUCGUAGCCGACCACACCUUCCCACACCCCAAACUGAGCUUUGAAGAGGCGGGCAUGAGUGAGGAGAUGCAAGAAGAUCUCAUGAAAGAAAUUGCUUGGCAACUGGCUCUCCAAUCCGUGCUAGAAGAAGAAGAGCAAGAAAGGGUGCAGAAAGAAGUUGUGGAGGAUGACGAAAGUGAAGCUGGAGGAGUUCUUGAUCAUUUCCCAGGGGUGAUACCACAUGAAGAAGGAAGGGAGGUUGAAGAAGCAAUUGGUGUCCAGGCUGAGGACGAAGUUGAGGUGGAAGAGGCUUGCACCGGCCAUGAGUUACAUGUGAUAUCUCCACCAAACUUCGAGGAACUGCUUAGGAAGGACCCAUUUGCAGUGUCUCUUUGCCAGACCAAGGCCACAUCGACAUCGGUCCCUCUUGGUGGACGCGAUGGUGGCCAAUCAAUGCUGUCAUAUCUGGUUUGGGGCAAUGAGACGAGAGAAGAGAAGGAGAGGUCUCGAGGGUGGAGACUUCAUCUGCAUCAAGUACACGAGCUUCCAUCACCUGUCAUACCACAUGCUCAUGACUUGAGACUCCACCUCAUCGACGAGAACCUCAACUUCAAGGAGGUUCUAGCAUGGACCGAAACUUAGGAGCCAUCGUCCGGCUCACGACGUGAAAGAAGCGUUUGUUGGGAGGCAACCCAACCAGUCGGUUUGCAUCUCUUUCUCUAUUUCUCCUCGGUUGAGUCAGUUUUGUUAUUUGAUUUUAGAGUCAAUAACUCAACCUUUGUGAGAUUUUGUGUGGUGUUUGUGUUCUGAUUACUCUCUCUUUCUGGAAUGCACCGCCUGACCCGUUCAUCAUCAUUCACCGUUGAUAUGGUAACUUCGUUCUACCCUCCUUAUCUUUCCUCCAUUGAGGACAAUGUCAUGCUUAAGUGUGGGGGGAUGUUCGAUUAUGUAUGCGUGUGAAUGUUUGACUGUUUGUGUGCUUGGAGCCUAGUCCACUGUCCAAAUUUCGAUUUGAGGGCUCCAAGUACGUGUUCCAUGCAAUUGCCUGCUCAGUAUGCUUUGAAUUGACAGUCUUUAUAGUAAUAUGCAACCUAGGGAGGUCGUGUAGCACUAUGGAGGAUGUUGAUGCAUUUAAGAAGUCUCAUUUCUUCUUCAUAUAAAGUUGGUUGAUUGAGUGAAUUAGUGAUCUUAGGACCCUUGAAUUGUGUGGUGUUGUGGAUUCUCUGCCUGUCAUGGACUCUUGUAUCAUGUUUUGAAAAUAACAGGUGCUCGAAAAUGUGCUUCAAAAUAAACGUCUCCCGUGCGA